Molecule: messenger RNA, 2156 nt
Organism: Malania oleifera
Lineage: Eukaryota; Viridiplantae; Streptophyta; Magnoliopsida; Santalales; Ximeniaceae
Product: UDP-glucuronate:xylan alpha-glucuronosyltransferase 2
Exons: 3
Coding region: 212-1957 (581 amino acids)
Biological process (GO): xylan biosynthetic process
Molecular function (GO): glycosyltransferase activity
Source: RefSeq, a predicted model, not a curated record
CACUGCCUUUACUUGUGCUUAAAUUUUUCCUUAAUUACUCUAACCACUACAGCCAUGUCCCUCCUAAUUAUGUUAAUCACAAUAAUUAACUAGAAGAAGGGGGAGAAAAUGGAGAUGUAUAUAAUAAAGUCCUGCACUGAGCUGAAACAGCUUUGCCUUUGAAGGAGUAAUAAUUUUUUUUUUUUAGUGCAUAGUGGGUGUGCGGAAUAAGAUGAUGAUGAAGGCUGCUCCUUCAAAGGCUCUGGUUAUCAGAAUCAACCUGGUUUUCCUUGCUUUCUUCUUGGUUAUCUAUGCUGCCCUUCUUCUCCGGCCGUCCUCCUCUGUCUACCAAGAGAAUGCUGCAUCGCUGGUUCGGUGCUCGUUGCGCGAAUGCCAUCACAAGGAGGAGAAUGGCAUCAAGAUGAAGGCAGUGUUGGAAGAGAGACAAGCGGAUGAGUGGGAGCCAAAAAGGAACAUGACAAAGAGAGAAAAGCCAAGCUUCAUGAAUGAAAUGGGGAGGGGGAUGAAGAUUGGAAUGGUGAAUAUGGAAGAAGAGGACGUGAGAGAAUGGACAGUUCAUGGAGAAACCAUACCAGUCCAUUUUGAUCGAGUUUCGGAGUUUUUCGAAUGGAAGGACUUGUUUCCAGAGUGGAUAGAUGAGGAAGAAGAGAUCGAUGGGCCGGCUUGCCCCGAGAUACCGAUGCCAGAGUUUAAGAGAUAUCGAGAAAUGGACAUGAUAGUGGCGAAGCUGCCAUGCAAGUUCCCGGAAGAGGGGUGGGGAAGGGAGGUGUUGAGGCUGCAAGUACACCUGGUGGCGGCCAACUUGGCGGUGAAGAAAGGGAGGAGAGGUUGGGGAGGGAGGACUAAAGUGGUGGUUCUGAGCAAGUGUAGGCCGAUGAUGGAAAUGUUCCGGUGCGAUGACAUGGUGGCCCGGGAAGGGGAUUGGUGGUUUUUCCGGCCGGAGAUGGGGAAGUUGGAGCAGAAGGUCUCCUUGCCUGUUGGGUCGUGCAAGUUGGCUUUGCCUCUCUGGGACAAAGGCAUAGAUGAAACCUACGAUGCCUCAAAAAUCCGCAGCCACACGAAGAAGACGGCCAGACGAGAAGCCUACGCCACCGUAAUCCACUCCUCCGAAUCCUACGUAUGCGGCGCCAUAACCCUGGCCCAGAGCCUCCGGCAAGCCGGCACGACCCGCGAUCUCAUCCUCCUCAUGGACAACCACUCCAUCUCCGACCCGAAGCGCGCCGCCCUCGCAGCCGCCGGCUGGCAGAUCCGCUUCAUCAAGCGCAUCCGCAACCCCCGCGCCCAGAAGAAAACGUACAACGAGUACAACUACAGCAAGUUCCGCCUCUGGCAGCUCACCGACUACGACAAGAUCGUCUUCAUCGACUCCGACAUUAUCGUCCUCCGCAACCUCGACAUCCUCUUCCGGUUCCCCCAGAUAUCGGCCACAGGCAACGACGCCUCCAUCUUCAACUCCGGCAUCAUGGUCAUCGAGCCCUCCAAGUGCACCUUCCGCAUCCUCAUGGACCUCCGCAACGACGUCGUCUCCUACAACGGCGGCGACCAGGGGUUCCUAAACGAGGUCUUCUUCUGGUGGCACCGCCUGCCGCGGCGGGUCAACUUUUUGAAGAACUUCUGGUCAAACUCCACGGUGGAGGCGGGGCUCAAGAACCAGCUGUUCGGGUCGGACCCUCCGAAGCUCUACUCCAUCCACUACAUCGGGUUGAAGCCAUGGCUGUGCUACAGGGACUACGACUGCAACUGGGACAUCGGGGACCAGAGGGUAUACGCCAGCGAAGUGGCGCACAAGCGGUGGUGGAAGGUUCACGACGCCAUGGACGAUGGAUUGCAGAAGUUCUGUGCGCUGACGCCGAGGAGGAAGUUUGAGCUGGAGUGGAAUAGGAAGAAGGCCAGGGAGGCGGGUUUGCCCGGCGACUAUUGGAAGAUCAACGUUACGGAUCCUAGACGGUUGGUUUGAUCUGCAUGCAUGCAUGCGUACGUGCAUUUGUUUCUUUUGUUCUUUUCAUUUUUUUUCCAAAAGUUUUCUGCUUUUGUUUAUUUUUUAUUUGUUGCACAGGAAAAGAGAAGAGCUAUAUUGGAAUAUGUCAUUCACAUAAUUUAUGUGUGAAUAUGUGGUUACACGUACAUGCAGAAUAUUUUGAAUUGGCAGUGUCAAA